AUGAAGCUCCUCGCUCUUCUCCCUUUCUUCCUCGCCGCCACUCUGGCCAACGAGAAUACCGACUGCAAGUCUUGCUUCCCAGCAACAAGCUCCGACUGCGUCGAUGCAUCAGGCCAAAUCCCAACCGAUGGGUCGACUCUGGAUGACAACUCCAACACCCUCUGGACAUCCGGUUCCUGCACCAUCGAGUUCAUUCCCAAUGGUGGAAGCCCUGAUGGAAACGAUGUGCUGGGCGUUGCUCAGUCUUUCCUUAGUGACUGCUGCUCUGGUGAUAGCUGCUCCGGUGUUGCGUAUGAUACCGGCUCCAGCACCGCCCUCCAGAAUGGAUGUCUUUGCUUCCAUGAAGAAGGCAAGACCCCUUGCACCUGUGGUGCCGGUACCCCCUCUAUGACUUGCAUCUAA
This is a messenger RNA of Penicillium cosmopolitanum, 402 nucleotides long. RefSeq lists its product as uncharacterized. Lineage: Eukaryota; Fungi; Ascomycota; Eurotiomycetes; Eurotiales; Aspergillaceae. The record is from RefSeq and is a predicted model, not a curated record. The transcript has a single exon. Bases 1 to 402 code for a protein of 133 amino acids.